UUUUUGUGUCCGCAAACUUUCUCUGUUUUUUCCUCCUAGGAGAACAACUUUGGACACUUGGUUUUUGCACCUUGUCUUGGUUUUCAUUUGUCUUCAAUGGUGCUGAAAAUUGCAAAGACACCCCAGCAAAGUACUUAAAAUAAUGGCUAUCUUCUCGUGGUUUUGUUCUUUGUUCAAACCAAAAGUGGGCUUGCAGAGUGGAAUGGCAAAAUCUGGAGAAGAGAAGAAGAAGAUGAGGGUGGUUGUGAUUGGUGGUGGAGUUGGUGGCUCCAUUGUGGCUUAUUCUCUCCAAUCUGUGGCAGAUGUUGUCCUCAUCGAUCAGAAGGAGUACUAUGACAUCCCAUGGGCAAGCUUGAGGUCAAUGGUGGAGCCAUCAUUUGCUGAAAGAUCAGUGAUUAAUCACAUUGAUUAUCUUCCCAAAGUUCAGAUUAUUGCAUCUUCAGCAACUAACAUUACAGACAGCGAAGUCACGACUGAAGAUGGCCAAAAGGUUGCAUAUGAUUAUGUUGUGAUUGCAACAGGUCACUUGGAAUCUGCUCCCAAAACUAAAGCAGAGAGGCUCAAUGAGUACAAGGCAGAUUUUGAAAAGAUAAAAUCUGUUAAUACAGUUUUGAUUGUUGGUGGGGGUCCAACUGGUGUGGAACUUGCUGGUGAAAUUUCUUUUGUUUUUCCAGAUAAGAAGUUGAUACUGGUGCACCGGGGGCCAAGAUUGCUGGAAUAUAUUGGCUCCAAGGCUUCCCAAAUGGCAAUGAAUUGGUUGACUGCAAAGAAAGUUGAUGUGAUCUUGGAUCAAUCCAUCAAUCUGAACCAUUUGAAUGGUGGCAUUGUUCAAACCUCUUCUGGAGAAACUAUAAAAGCUGAUUGCCAUUUUGUGUGUACGGGGAAGCCGAUAGGUUCAUCUUGGCUUAAUGAAAGCAUUUUGCAGAAUAGCCUGAAUAUACAUGGAAAGCUGGUGGUUGAUCAAAACUUGAGGAUCAGAGGUCAUAAAAAUAUCUUUGCAGUAGGAGAUAUCACCGAUAUUAAAGAGAUCAAACAAGGGUAUGUGGCACAGAAACAUGCUCAUGUGACUGCCAAGAACUUGAAGUUACUGAUGAAUGGAGAAAGUGAGAGCAAGAUGGCUACUUAUAAACCUGGUUGGGAAAUGGUAAUUGUCUCACUUGGGAGGAAAGAAGGGGUGGCACAGUUUCCACUAAUUACAAUUGGUGGAUGCAUUCCUGGUAAAAUCAAAUCUGAGGACUUGUUUGUGGGGAGGACAAGGAAACAACUUGGACUAAAUCCUUAUUUGGACGAAAAAUGAGCUAAAUUCUAAGCACAUUGUUGUUUCUUUAUGUUUAUUGGUUUACAUAUUUUAAAUCUUUGUAUAUAUUUUGUGCCUUUUAAAAAUGUUGGCUUUUCAUUGAACAAAACGAGCACACAUGUAG
Messenger RNA from Quercus robur (English oak), 1421 nucleotides. RefSeq lists its product as uncharacterized. The transcript has 4 exons. Gene Ontology annotation, molecular function: flavin adenine dinucleotide binding; electron-transferring-flavoprotein dehydrogenase activity. The record is from RefSeq and is a predicted model, not a curated record. Lineage: Eukaryota; Viridiplantae; Streptophyta; Magnoliopsida; Fagales; Fagaceae. Bases 143 to 1297 code for a protein of 384 amino acids. Gene Ontology annotation, cellular component: cytoplasm.